CACGCGACAUCCUGCGUGCUAUCGAGGUCAUAUGUGCCUGCGCAUGACGGUGAGUCAUCGCGAAUCAUGUGCCUGCGUGACUUGCACAACACUUUGUGAACAUUUCAUCAUGCUUCUAGAACCUUCUGUGCCUACGCAGGUACCUUGAGAGAACUAUAAAUACUCUCACGCCUCGUCCAACGCAGGUACAUUCCGACCAACGUUCUCUGACGGUGCAUAAAGAAGCGACUAGAAACAAAAUUUUGCCAGUUUGCCAGCGACAUCCCCAGUAACAGCUUCAAAUUCGCGUACAGCGACGUUCACUACAUACGUCUGAGCAUCAGUCACAAUGGCAGCACCACUCACCGUGAAAGCUUAUCUGCAGAGGGAGAAUGUAAGCCUCCCUGAGAUCAGAAGGUUUUCUUUGCGAACUGAACUGGGAAAGGACACAUUCAAGGUCCUUCAGGAAAAACUCGUUGAAGUUUUUCCUAAUCUCAAAGCCGGGUGUUUUACCCUUCACUGGAAAGAUGAGGAUGAUGAUCUGGUGAAGUUCUGUAGUCACGAUGAACUUCAACAUGCUCUAAGCAUGCUCACUGACGAUGUGCUGCGUAUCUACAUCACGGCAGACGAAGUCGCUGCUGAAGAAAUUGCAGAAGUGGCUGAUAUGAGUUCUGAAGAUGUCAGCGAGAAAACACCAGCAAGGAAGCACAUGAAACUUGGAGGUCGUUUUGCUCAUCCUUUCUAUGGCAGUAUGUGGAUGCAUCCAGCCUGGCCUGGUCAUGGAAUGCGUUUUAAGAAGAUAAAGAAAAUUAUGAAAAAAGAAGCCAAACUAAUGAAAAAGGCAGAAAAGAAAAUGGCUGACAUUGAAAACAAGGAAUUCCUGGUUCUGAAGAGUCAGGUUCCUUCUGCAUUUCGAAGCUGGGUGCGCCAGUACGUCAAAGUCUGGUUCUCCGCCGGUCGUUCUGCAGCUGCAAAACUGGACAGCAUCCCUGAGGGAGCUCCACCAAACUUCAGAGAAUGGCUGGACGCCUAUCUAGAGAAGCUCAACAAGAAGCUGGAGGGACAGGCAGCAGGAGACACUGAUAAGAACACCAUGGAGCAGGACGAUGAUCUGCCUGUCCCACCAGAAGGACUGCCUACCAACUACUAUCAGUGGCUGCGUCUUUUCGUGAAGCGCUUUCUGGCGCGUCUCACGCGAGAUUCAUCAAACAGCGAUUUCGAUGAGAGUGAUGACCCUUUCAUUGGACAUUUCUGGAAUCAAGGAGCCCAUGUCCCAUGGGACUGUCACAUGCGUGGCUUUAGACAAGGACGCCACUGGAGAAAAGGCAAGCACGACAGACAUGGAUGGAGUGCAUCCGACUCUGACGAAGAGCGUUUGAAGAAGCGAAAACUCUGGAAGACAAUUUCUCCAGAAGUGCGCAAAUAUGUGCGAGAGCUGAUGAAGAACCUUCACAAGGGAGACAAGGGCAAACAGGCAGCCAAAAAGGAGACGACACCUGAGGGAUUGAACCGAGAGGCUGUCGAGUUCAUUCAGCAGUUCAUUGCGGAAUGGCAUGCCAAGCUGACUUCCUUGCCUCCCCGUGAAGUCUCCAUUGCUAUGGCCAAAGAAGAGCGCACGGGUCUUCCAAAAGGGAUCGAAAACAAACACGUGCAGUGGCUGUGCCGAUUUUUGGCACGCUGGCAUCACAGACAUGCUGGAAACUGCGAGGGGAUGGCUGGGUGGUCCAGCAACGACACAUCUGACGACACAAGUGGAAACGAACAGGAAGAUUCCAACGGUGCAGGUUACGGUAUGGGCUGUCCUUUUGGAAAAGGCAGAAAACAUCACUUCUCAGCCAUGAGACCAUUUCCACCAUUUUGGGGCCAUCAUGGCAUGCACAGGCAUCCACAUCAUGGCAUGCACUUCGGCUUUCCUCCUUCUCCUAUGAUGUUAGGUGGAAUGGCCCCUCACUUCCGUCCUCAUCCUUUCUGGGGGCAGAUGUAUCCUGGUCUGGAUGGUGGGUGUCCUUUCCAAAUGAUGCCUGAACCUUUCUGUGGAGGAAGGAAAUGCUGUGAGAAAGGAAAACAGGACAAACAGCAGACAAGUGCUGAGUCAAAGGCCCCGGGUUCUGGUCAGUCAGCUGGCCAAGAAGAUGAAGUGUCCACAGUAACUGAAGCACUGAGAAGAUGUAAGGCAGAACUCGACGAAGGCACUGUGCAUGUUCACAAAGGCAAUGCUGCUGACACAUUUAAAAAUACAAACUGAGAUUCUUAAGUUUUUGGUUAAAAAACGAACAAAAAAAAGGUCUUUUCAACGUUUUAAAAGAUCUAUUCAUGUUUUACUUAAAGAAUUUCUUAUUGAUAAGUUAAUAUAUGUGCGCUUUCUUGAUUUGCAAUGAUGUACAUUUGACUAAAACCUUGAUGUAGAUUGAAUAUAUUGUAAUGACUAUCAUAAAUAUAUAAAGGGCAAUAUUGAUGACUUAUUUUAAAAUGUCACACAUCAUAUUAUAGCUGAUCUGUAAACCCUUGCUUGUUUUGAAAUCCAGGACUGUUUUCUAUUUGUAUAUAUAAUCUGUCACACGUGAGCUAACAAUUGUAAAUUAAAUGUUAUUUUAUAGCAUUAAAAUGUAUAUCAACUGAUACAUUUAACGAUUUUUCCUCUGUUUUCUGUUGCUUCUUUUUGUUUUCUGCUUGUAUGACUUAGCAGGUAUAUGCUAGAUAUUGUUUUAGAUUUGACACGUGUAAACUAGUUGUUU
Molecule: messenger RNA, 2714 nt
Organism: Pomacea canaliculata
Lineage: Eukaryota; Metazoa; Mollusca; Gastropoda; Architaenioglossa; Ampullariidae
Exons: 8
Coding region: 329-2224 (631 amino acids)
Molecular function (GO): protein binding
Source: RefSeq, a predicted model, not a curated record